GUAUACUACUACGAGCGCCUGUGUACUCCGACUGAAAGGAGGUGAAUAGAAAUGCAGAGCUUUCCAGCCAUAAGCGGAUUUCACAGUCUCUAUUUUCAUUCGUCUCCCUUCCCUCCGCUUUUCUUCCACAGCAACUACAACAACUACUACAACAAAAGCAGCAGCAACAACGACAACAAGAUCUGCUGUCUCUCUUCCUUCAACAAAACCGUCGAGAAAACCGAGCCAAAGCUAUCCCACGACUCUUCUUCUUCUUCCAUUGCCAUCACCGAGAAGACCGAUGGCCUUUCCUUCUCCGCCAGACGAUCUGCCGUAUCCGAAGUAAAGAAAUCCACCGAUUUGGGCUCUGCUCUUUCCAGAUUUGAAGGGACGUUGCAGGUGCAAGAUUUGAAUAUCAUCUUGUGGUAUUUCGGAGACUUGAAAAGAUGGAAGGAUGUUUCUCAGCUAUUCGAUUGGAUGCAAAAGCAUGGGAAGAUUAAUGUAGCAUCAUAUAGCAGUUUUAUCAAAUCCAUGGGGAUGGCUCGUGAUCCCGUAAAAGCGCUACAAGUUUACAAUAGUAUACAGGAUGAACUGACAAGAAACCAUGUCUCUGUUUGUAAUUCUGUUCUUGGUUGUCUGGUUAAGAAUGGAAAAUUCGACAGCAGUAUCAGGUUGUUUGAGCAGAUGAAAAAGGAUGGUCUAAUGCCAGAUGCUGUAACUUACAGUACUCUGCUUUCAGGCUGCGUCAAAGUUAAGAAUGGGUACUCUAAGGCAAUGCAUCUUGUCCAAGAACUUGAAAGUAGCGGUUUGCACAUGGAUACUGUAAUAUAUGGGACUCUUUUAGCUAUUUGUGCUUCAAAUAAUCUAUGCCAAGAGGCGGAGGCCUUCUUUCAGCAGAUGAAGAAUGAAGGUCAUUCUCCUAAUAUAUUCCACUACAGCUCCUUGCUUAAUGCAUAUUCUGUGGAUGGAAACUAUGCAAAGGCUGAUGAGUUGCUCGAAAAUAUGAAAUCUGCAGGGUUAGUACCAAAUAAGGUGAUUUUGACUACUUUGCUGAAGGUAUAUGUUAGAGGUGGCCUUUUUGAAAAAUCAAGAGAAUUAUUAAUCAAAUUGGAAGUUAUGGGCUAUGCUGAAGAUGAGAUGCCAUAUUGUUUAUUGAUGGAUAGCCUUGCAAAGGCAGGGCAUAUUCACGAGGCCAAGGCAAUUUUUGAGGAAAUGACGAACAAAAAAGUGAAAUCUGAUGGCUAUUCUCACAGUAUCAUGAUUUCUGCCUUCACUCGAAGUGGGCUAUUGGAAGAAGCAACGCAGCUCGCCAAGGAUUUUGAAGCCAGCUAUGACAAGUAUGACUUGGUUAUGUUGAAUACGCUGCUUAGAGCUUAUUGCAGAGCAGGUGAAAUGAAGAGCGUAAUGCAGUUGCUGAAAAAGAUGGAUGAAUUGGCCAUCUCUCCUGAUGGGAGCACUUUUCACAUUCUGAUAAAGUAUUUCCAUAAGGAGAAAUUAUAUCAGCUUGCAUACCGGAUGGUUCAAGACAUGCACAGUAGAGGCCAUCAACUGGAUGAGGAACUUUGUUCUUCUCUAAUAUUGCAACUUGGAGAAGCUGGCACCACAUCGGAAGCCUUUUCUGUUUACAAUAUGUUGAGAUAUAGCAAGAGGACAGUGUGCGAGGCCCUUCAUGAGAAGAUGCUAAACAUCUUAGUUGCAGGUGGGCUUCUGAAAGAUGCAUAUGUCGUGAUGAAGGACAAUGCUGAGGUGAUUUCUAAGCUCUCCUUAAGGAAGUUUGCUGUGGCAUUUAUGAAAUUGGGUAAUAUAAACUUGAUAAAUGAUGUGGUCAAAGCAUUGCACGGUUCUGGCCAGAGGAUUGAUGAGGCGGUGUUUCGUGUAGCUGUAUCACGUUACAUUGGGCAGCCAGAGAAGAAAGAUCUGCUGUUGCAGUUAUUGCAAUGGAUGACGGGUCAUGGCUACGUGGUGGACUCGUCCUCAAGAAACCUGCUCCUCAAGAACUCACACCUGUUUGGUCGGCAACUUAUAGCAGAAACCCUUUCUAGGCAGCAUACCACGUCGAAAAAACUCAAAAGUUGAGAAAUGAUGAAUGGAGGAGCUUCAGAACCGAAUGGGUUAGCUGUUGUAUCACGGUUGGUUUUCAUGAGGGAGAAACUUUUCGUUGUGUUUGCUUUGCAAUUUCAAUGCCUCAGUGCCCAUUGCAUUGUAUUUGUGCUGAUGCCGUUGAAACUUCUGCAUCCUCCACCACCAGUUUCAAUUGUAUGUAUAGAUGGGUAAAAAUGCAAAUGGGCAACUUAUGUUCUCUCUUUCAAGGACAUGAACACCUGCUGCUGCUGGUUUUGUUGCUGUUGUUGUUUGGGCACAUUAGAAAGGCAGUCAUUUUUUAUAAUCAGGCCUGAGAACUCCAAUUUAUUUGCAAUCCAAACGGGCUACCCGCAUUGGCUGGUAA
This is a messenger RNA of Magnolia sinica, 2425 nucleotides long. RefSeq names its product pentatricopeptide repeat-containing protein At1g10910, chloroplastic. Lineage: Eukaryota; Viridiplantae; Streptophyta; Magnoliopsida; Magnoliales; Magnoliaceae. Gene Ontology annotation, molecular function: protein binding. Bases 52 to 2055 code for a protein of 667 amino acids. The transcript is spliced from 10 exons. The record is from RefSeq and is a predicted model, not a curated record.